Molecule: messenger RNA, 2816 nt
Organism: Botrytis sinoallii
Lineage: Eukaryota; Fungi; Ascomycota; Leotiomycetes; Helotiales; Sclerotiniaceae
Exons: 8
Coding region: 1-2391 (796 amino acids)
Biological process (GO): proteasome-mediated ubiquitin-dependent protein catabolic process
Cellular component (GO): GID complex
Molecular function (GO): protein binding
Source: RefSeq, a predicted model, not a curated record
AUGCAAAGGCAAGCAUUUAACCACGACAACCCCAGACUUUCUAUACUUGUUUACUUCAACUUUUGCCUGCAUUACAACAACUUGCAUCACAACAACUUGCAUCUUGGCCCCUCUCUGAAUCUACAUUCAAGCAGCGGCACUUCCGCAGAUUUCGUCCUGGCAGACGACAGCCCCCAUAUACCACCAUUAUCCUUAUCCAUCCCCGACGACCCACCCAUCCCGACUUCCCCUCAACGAUCAACCAGCACUAUCUUCUCAGCCCAAGCCCCUCUACCGCCAUCACAUCACAGAUCAGAUCAAAUCGACCCCCCGCCUUCUCUCGAGAGACAUAGCAUAGAUUCUACAACUAGGCAAACUGCUAGAACUCGUGGUAUACCUCAAGCUGAGCUCCGGCCGAGACGUGCUCAAGAUCAAGUCCUCGGUCGUAGACGUCGAGAUCAUACUAUUGACCGAGGGGAACAAUCAAACACUUUUUCGAGUCCUGGAGACUCUUCGAAUCCUUCAAGCCUACAAAGCGAACACCGCAACAAAAGAAGACGUCAAAGUGCUAGUAUGAGAUCUGAAGUGGAGGAUAGUACCACGAACGGUAGCUCUAAACCAUUCUCAAAUGGAUCGGAGACAUCUCGUUUACACAAGGCAGCCCUCUCAAACUCUGCCAAUGGUGCACAUUCUUCCUCGGUAGCCAUGAAUGGAUCAAGCACCAAUGGACACUCAGAUGCAGGUGUCAAAACAACAUCUUCAUAUUUUGGACAUAAUAGAGAGGAAGUCACUAGGAUCUUGGUCCAAGCUUUGACUGACUUGGGUUACAAUGGUGCUGCAGCGAGACUAAGUCAGGAAAGUGGUUAUGAUCUUGAAAGUCCGAUUGUAGCAGCUUUCCGAAAUGCAGUUUUACAGGGCGAGUGGACCGAAGCGGAAGAACUGCUUUUUGGGGGAUCUACAGAGGGAGGCGGAGUUAAUAUUCAUGGGAAUGGAUUGGUUCUCCGAGAUGGUGUGGAUAAGAACAUUAUGAGGUUUUGGAUGCGGCAACAAAAGUUCUUGGAAUUACUUGAACGAAAAGACAUGGGCAGAGCAAUAAACGUUUUGCGAUCCGAGCUUACUCCACUAUAUCAAGAUACCGCCAAGUUGCAUUUCUAUCAAGGUAUGCUUUUGUUGAUAUAUUUCUACAAUCUUUAUCUCGACCAAGCACUGAUCACCUGUACUAGCUUACUGAUGUGUACACCUGCGGACCUUAAGGUCAAGGCUAAUUGGGAUGGGGCCGCUGGACAAUCCAGACAUUUACUCCUCUCACAACUAUCUAGAUGCAUUUCACCAUCAGCCAUGUUACCUGAGAAUCGCUUAGCCACACUUUUUGACCAAGUAAAACAACAUCAGAUAUCUACAUGCAUUUAUCACAACACACACGAAUCACCUUCGCUGUACCAAGAUCACACAUGCGACCGAAGUAACGUUCCAUUGCGGCCCAUCAUGGAACUUACUAAACAUGCUGGUGAAGUAUGGGAUACAAAAUUCUCACACGAUGGAACUCUAUUGGCAAGCUGUGGCAGCGAUGGUGUUCUUGUUAUUUAUAAUGUUCCGGCUUUCAGUGUCCAUACUUCCUUUUCUGAACAUGAAGGUGGAGUCUGUUCUUUUGCUUGGAGUCCUGAUGACACGAGAAUGGUCACAUGUGGGCGUGAUAACAGAGCUUUGUUGUGGAAUACUGCAACUGGCGAUUUGUUAAUGAAGCUCCCUCGUUUUGGGGAGCCUGUUUCCUGUUGUGUAUGGACAUCGGAUGGACAAUCCUUUAUCACAGGCAGCUUGGCUACUACAAAGAAUUUAUGCCAGUGGAAUCUCAAUGGUGAGCGCGUAUAUGAUUGGAGCCGAGAUCAUCGUAUUCGAGAUAUAGCACUCACACCAGACGGGAGCCGACUAGUGGCCAUCGAACACUUGACCCAUCUCUAUGUUUAUAAUUUCAUAACUCACGAGCUUGAAUAUGAGCUGGACCUCAAAGUUCAGCUAUGCUCGAUCAACGUCAGCGAUAAUUCAAGGCACCUGCUGAUACAUUGUAACACUGGAGAAACACGCAUAUACCGGCGAAACAAUUCGAACCUUCGUAUCUGGGGGAUAAGGGGAAGCUCUUUCGGUGGUGCCAAUGAAAGUUUUGUGGUUAGCGGAAGUGAAGAAGGCAAUGUUGUGAUAUACCACCGAGAGAACGGUUCAGUGGUAGAAAAGCUAGAAGCUCACAAGAAAGGUUGCUGCAAUGCAGUUUCUUGGAAUCCAAUGAAUCCAAGAAUGUUCGCUUCCGCUGGUGAUGACGGCAAAGUUCGAAUUAAAUGGUCGAGCGAGAAUAGUCUUCAAGGAGUCUCUAAACAGAGUGUAUUCAAUGGCUCGCAGCGUGAAUCUAAUGGCUGGUGAUUGGAAAUUUCACGCCAGUGCACGGGCCUCUCGUAAUGCUUUAUGAGAAAUGAUGCUACAAUUUCUCCUUUUCAUUGUUUUUGCAUCUUUCAUCAACUUUAUUUUUAUUUAUUCACGUUACAUACAGCUCUCGGGGUGGCGAUUGGGUGGAAUGCAGGAAGGAUUGCAUAUGGGUAGGCAUCAAUGGUGUUUGGGAUAUAACAUACGGUAACGGCGAUGGAGUUUUAGUCAGUGUGCGUUUUUGUAAAUUGGUUUUCAAUGCUUUCGACCUUUACGUAUACGCUGAUGGAUCGAUGGCGAGUACAUUAAGUCAGAGCUAUUCAGUGAGAUGUGGUUGGAUGGAACGGCGAGGCAAGGCAAGGCAAAUAAAUGCAUGGCAUGAAAUGAUAGAUAUAUCUAAGACAUUGAUCGCGAACCGACUAGAU